This is a messenger RNA of Rotaria sp. Silwood2, 1389 nucleotides long. The record is from the annotation of a GenBank genome assembly. Lineage: Eukaryota; Metazoa; Rotifera; Eurotatoria; Philodinida; Philodinidae.
AUGAAAUAUAACGAUAGAAUAGUCACAAAGAUUGACGGUAUCAAUGCAUUCAAUUAUAUCAAACAAUUUGCUGGGCAAUAUUCACUUAUCAGUAAAGAUAAAAAUGUCAAAUUGAAUUCUGUUUUUAAAGAAGAAUUUUGGUUGCGAAAUCUUGCACGUUAUCCAUUACCAUCAAGCAAUAAUAUAAGAUUUACGUUUUUGGAUAAUAAUGAAUUAACAUUAACAUUUCCUUAUCUAGUAAUAAUGACAAAAAAAAUCGAUAAUCAAGCUAGUUUGGAAAAUGACAACAUGUUUUCGUCAACAGCAUUGUUCGAUCAAACAAUGGUUUUGAAUUAUGUAACGAAUUUUGAAAAAUUAAAUUGGUAUAAUGAAAAUCAAAGUGAUAACUUUGAUUAUAUAAUGGGUGGUAAUACUACUUAUUAUUAUGUUCAUAAACGAACAAAAACAGCCGUUAUCAAGCUCGGAUCGUUUACUCAGGAAAAUUUUCAGGAUGUGAAAAAUAUUUUUUUGUUGGCUUCUGGAAACAUAUUAAUCAUAGACUUAAUUGGUAAUCAUGGUGGUCAUAGUUGUAUAGCUUACAGUUUACUCAACUAUUUAGUUCCAGAAUAUUCUAAUCUGGGUGUGUUGUAUGAACCAAUGGAUGCUAGAACAACAAAAUCGUUAAUAUCAUUUUCGAGAGCGUUUAACUUCUAUCCAAAUUCAAUAUUAAAUCUUCAAACUGGCCUGCCAUUUACAAAUAUGGACUGGAUACAACCGUAUAUUAAUUACACAAGAGGAAAUUUAACUGAUGAAUAUUCAAUGAAAUGGUCUAUUAAUUGUGAUGGGGAAGCAUUUGGUAUGGGACAAUUUUGGCUCAAAAAUGGUACUAAUACAACAUAUUUUAAAUCGAUUUAUGUUUUAACUGAUGGUACGUGUGGUAGUGCUUGUAGCUUAUUUUUAUCUAAGUUAAAAUUUGGCUCCAAUUUUAAAAAGGCUUAUGGUAUUGGUGGUGGGUACGAUGGCAAUAAUGUAUUUGAAAGUUCAAGCUAUGCUGGUGGUGGCGCAUUUAAUUGGAACGAUAUUGUCACAUAUUAUACUCUAGUUGGUGCCAACGAUUCGUCCAUUAGCUAUUUACCAACAAGUGCAUUCUUGAAUUUGAAUGUUUAUGAAAUAUAUAUCAAUAGGCUCAACCCUGAUUAUCCAAGAGAAUUCUUGUCACAGUCAAUUGAUAAACAAGUAACCAGUUCCGAUUAUUUCAACUUAGAAUCAGCUUUCGAACAAAUCAUUAAUGAUGAAAGUCCACCGUUUGGAUAUGCUCCAAUUAUAAACAGUUCGUUAAAGAUAAUCAUUAUGAGUCUACUCACAUUAAAAUUACUCUUAAACUCAACUCAUCAAGUGGCAUACAUUUAA